Molecule: messenger RNA, 2341 nt
Organism: Oncorhynchus mykiss (rainbow trout)
Lineage: Eukaryota; Metazoa; Chordata; Actinopteri; Salmoniformes; Salmonidae
Product: ephrin A4
Biological process (GO): axon guidance; ephrin receptor signaling pathway
Cellular component (GO): plasma membrane
Molecular function (GO): ephrin receptor binding
Source: RefSeq, a predicted model, not a curated record
CCCUCCUAACCCAAAUCACAGCGCUCCAGACAGGACCCACUGACACCUAUCAACUGAUUUCAACUCUAAUUCGGAAAACGCUGAUAUUUUAACCUAGCAUACUCAUAGUUCAGCAGGUGAUUAUCAACAACUUGCAAGUUAACUUUAGGCAUAUACUCGGUAAGUUAGUGUACUUUUAAAAGUGUAUUUUUGACAUAAGGAAAUAAGUUGUGCCGCAGCAGAAUAAAGGAGGCUAUCCUUUUCAGUAUCAGGCAGCAACUUUACCAAACUAUCUGACUUUGUGUUCAGCUUUUGAGGAGUCUCUCCAUCGUUUGACUUUAUUCACCAUGCAACAACGGCUUCCACAUAGGAUGUACCCCGAAAGGAAGGUAUUUUGGUGACUUAGUUUGAGAACGUUUGAACGGGAAUAUUGCGUCAAUAAAGGUGAUUCUACUCUGCGUUAACCGGGGCCACUAGUUCUACCUGUCACGGAAUUCUUUCAACCAACCACUCCCACCCGGUCCCCUCGUGCUGUCUUUCCGUGGGUCGCCUGCCUCGCCCGCUAACCGUGAUGGCGUGCGGUUGGAGUCCGGGAGCUGUCACGGUUUGGAGAACUACCGUUUUCCUGCUCAACAUCGCGUGCACAGCGUCGGCCAAGAGACACGUCGUCUACUGGAACUCCACCAACACUAGUUUGACGGGAGGGGAUCUGUCCAUCCAGGUGAAUCUGAAUGACUACCUGGAUAUUUACUGCCCCCACUACCCUCACCCGUCUCCCCCCAGUGAGGUCUACCCCCAGGUCCCACCAGACAGCCUGGCCCUGUACCUGGUGGCUGAGGGGGGGUUCAGGGGCUGUGUGGAGACCCAAGGGGCCAUCAAGAGAUGGGAGUGUAACAGCCCCCAUGCCCCCUUAGGCCCUGUCCGCUUCUCAGAGAAGAUCCAGCGCUUCACCCCCUUCUCUCUGGGCUUCGAGUUCCUCCCCGGACACCACUACUACUACAGCUCAUUGCCUACAGGGGAAAGCUCACCGCUGCCCUGCAUGAAGCUGCGAGUCACAGUGUGCUGUGAGCCCACAACCGUAGGGUCCAAGCAGAAUAAGCAGGAACAAGGCAAUCAAAAAGAAUUGUGGGGAACACACUGAGGGUACCGCCUCACUUCACCUCACACGCUCCGAACCACAUCGGCUGAUUGACAGAUGCUCCUCACCAACCAGGUGUGUAGGUACAGUAUUUAGACUGUCUGCUGAGCACUUAACCAGGUGAGGACCUCUACCAAUGAGAAGAGGCCAAAGCUGGUGUUUGUUUGAAUAGAGGUUUUUGUUUUAGUGCAGUAAAGAUUCUGCUUUAGGUGUUUCAGUUAAAUGUUGAUGUUUUGUAGAGGUCCUGUAAUGUUGGCAUCCAUUUUGAUUAUUUGAAACAUCCUGAUUUUUAUUUUUACAUGGCUGAACUUUUUUUAUACAAAUGUUUACAGGUCUAGAUUUAGAUUGCUGUUGUUUAUAGUGCUAUCAAGAAUAACUAAAGCACUUUAGUACAGGUUACCCUGUAUUUUUCUUUCAGUUAUAAAACAUACAUUUUCAUCAUCUUUUCCUUAAACAAAUAGCAUUAAAUGCCAUUUUAUUAUCAAAGCAAUUUAAAUGAAUUCAUUUUAUUUUGAUUGUUUCAUAUAUUUUAUCUGUUUGUUAGAUAUGACAUUUUUGAAUUUAUUACUUCAAUGCAAUUUCAUGUUCCAAUCACAAAAGUAAUAUAUCACUAAAGUUAAUUUACAGUAGAAGUGUUACAAAAAUAUCACCAACCUAGCAAACAUGCAUGUUUUCUUUUCAAAAGUGAAACUGAAAUUAUUAACUGAAAUUAUUUUUAUUAAUUUAAUCCCACAAAAAAUAGUGUAUAUUUAAUUAAAUUCAUAAUUCUGAUUCGUUUCUUACCUUAAUCCAACAUCAUUCUUAAAUACAGGCUUUUCUGGGCUGCAGUUUUUCCCACAUUCUAAUGUUGUCUUUGGUCACAGCAUUUAGAAAAACAAUGUUUUCUUUCAGAAUAAAUAUGUUGACUAUUAGUUAUUCCUGUAAGCACUUACUCAGAGAGAUGAGUCUGUAGUAUUACUUUACACACACAUUUGGAUAACAAUAUGCUUCAAUGACAGUUAAAUAUUUUGUUCUAGUCUACGCAGGUUAUUCAGGAAUGUAAUGAUUAUUCCAGGGGUUUAAACACUGAUGUCUGGAACCUUGUUGUAUAAAGUUGGAGCUCCCAGAUGUAGUUUUUUUGUUUUCACAUUUUAGUGAAGUAUGAAACAUCUUCUAUGAAGAGCGAACUGCAAACAGCCCUUUUAUACAAGGUGAGAUGACAAAAUAAAGAUGAUUGCAAUAAGA